CCGACUUGGAAUAUGUUCUUUUGUGUAAUUUCUUCUUGGAAAUGAAGCCAUGAAAUGGCAGUGAGAGCAAUUCACAUCUGAGGUUCACAAAAUCUCAUCUGCCAUUCGUCAUUUCUUCUCGUCAAUCCAUGCUAAACCGUUUUCCAUUACGUUCUGCGAGGUAAAUCAGAGCAUAGAAUCAUCUGAAUGAAACGAAGUUCAUCUUCAGAGAUUGAUGAUAAUGGGAGUGGAAAUGCCGUCCCCGUUACUCACUCGAUUCGUGAUCGUUUUCCUAUCAAGCGGAAUUCCGGUCACUUCCGUUUGCGAGCCAAGGACUCAUUGGAUCAUGCAGCCUGUCGUUCCCGAUCUCAUCAGUGUCGGAUCAAUCGCAAGGGAUUGUUCUGGUGGCUUCCGGCUAGAGGGCAAACGCUUUUCUACUCUGUUGUCGUUUUCGCGGUAUUCGGAUUUGUUACCGGGACUAUGUUGUUGCAGAACUCGAUUAGCUUGAUGUCUCGCUCUGGAAGUGAAAAGGAGCGGUGGCUUAUGGAGCGUAUUAAGUUUGGGAGCUCGCUGAAGUUUGUGCCAGGGAGGAUUUCCAGGAGGCUGGUGGAAGGUGAUGGGCUCGACGAGGUGCGGAAGGAGGAUCGCCGUGGCGUUCGUGCACCGAGACUUGCUCUAAUCUUGGGAAGCAUGGAGAACGAUCCACAAUCAUUAAUGUUGAUUACUGUGAUGAAGAACGUACAAAAACUUGGGUAUGUACUUGAGAUUUUUUCCGUAGAGAGUGGAAGUAAACAUUCAAUGUGGAGACAGAUAGGUGUCCAACUUUCAAUAUUAAGUCCAGAGCAUUAUGGUCAUGUUGACUGGUCAAUAUAUGAUGGUAUUAUUGCUGACUCCUUGGAAGCAGAGAGAGCAAUCGCAAGCCUUAUGCAGGAACCUUUUUGUUCAUUACCACUCAUAUGGAUUGUUCGAGAAGAUACCCUAGCCAACCGCUUGCCAAUGUAUGAAGAAAGGGGCUGGAAACGUCUUAUUUCACAUUGGAAUAGUUCUUUCAGAAGGGCUAAUGUUGUCGUGUUCCUUGACUUUGCCCUCCCAAUGUUGUAUAGCAUUUUGGACAACGGAAACUUCCAUGUGAUUCCUGGAUCCCCAGCAGAUGUUUAUGCUGCAGAAAACUACAAAAAUGCUCACUCCAAAAGUCAGUUAAGAGAGAAAAAUGGAUUUGAUGAAAAUGAUAUACUGGUUCUCGUCGUUGGAAGUUUGUUCUUCCCAAAUGAGCUGUCGUGGGACUAUGCUGUGGCUAUGCAUAGCAUUGGACCUCUACUCAAAAUAUAUGCAAAGAGGAAGGAAGUAGGAGGAUCAUUUAAAUUUGUUUUCCUAUGUUGUAAUUCAACCGAUGGGUCCCAUGAUGCUUUAAAGGAAAUUGCUUCACGUCUAGGACUUCCUGAUGGAUCUAUAACACAUUAUGGCUUAAAUGGAGAUGUCAACAAUGUACUGAUGAUGGCUGACAUUGUGCUUUAUGGAUCUUCACAAGAAAUUCAGAGUUUUCCUCCUCUACUUAUCCGAGCCAUGUCCUUUGAAAUCCCAAUCAUGGUGCCUGAUUUACCUGCCUUGAGAAAUUAUAUCGUUGGUGGUGUCCAUGGGGUUAUCUUUCCAAAGCAUAAUCCGGAUGCCUUAUUGAGCUCUUUCUCACGAAUGAUAUCAGAUGGGAAGCUCUCCAGAUUUGCAUGUGCUAUAGCUUCUGCUGGAAAAUUGCUUGCUAAGAAUAUACUUGCAUCAGAAUGUGUUACUGGUUAUGUACGGCUCCUGGAGAAUGUUCUGAAUUUCCCAUCAGAUGUUAAGCUUCCAGGUUCUGUUUCCCAGCUUCAACUAGGGUCAUGGGAAUGGAAUUUGUUCAGGAAGGAAAUGGUGCAGAUAAUUGACAAAAAUGCAGAUAAUGAAGGGAGGAUUGCAGCAUUAAGUAAAUCCAGUGUUAUUUUUUCUCUUGAAGCACAAUUUACCAGUUUUUCUGAGACUGAAAAUGGGACUAUGGCGCAAGAUGUUCCAACUUCGCAAGACUGGGGUAUUUUGGAGGAAAUAGAAAAUGCUGCAGAGUAUGGAACUGUUGAAAUGGAAGAGUUUCAAGAAAGAAUGGAGCGAGAUCUUGGUACAUGGAAUCAAAUAUAUCGAAAUACCCGGAAAUCAGAACAACUCAAGUUUGAAGCAAAUGAAUGGGAUGAAGGCAAGCUUGAAAGGAUAGGACAGACUGUAACCAUUUAUGAGAUAUACAGUGGUCCUGGAGCUUGGCCAUUCAUGCACCAUGGUUCUUUGUACCGUGGACUAAGUCUUUCCACAAGAGCACUGAGGUUAAGAUCUGAUGAUGUCAAUGCUGUUGGACGGCUUCCUCUCCUGAAUGACUCUUACUAUCUGGACAUUCUCUGCGAGAUUGGAGGAAUGUUUGCCAUUGCAGAUAAGAUCGAUAACAUUCAUAAGAGACCUUGGAUUGGGUUUCAAUCGUGGCGGGCUUCUGGAAGAAAGGUUUCCUUACGCACACAAGCUGAAAAUGUUUUGGAAGGCACUAUAAUGGACAAUCCUAAAGGAGAUGUUAUAUACUUCUGGGCACACUUGCAAGUGAAUCGUGGAAGCACUGCUCCUACUUUCUGGUCACUGUGCGAUAUCUUGAACGGUGGUCACUGCAGAGCCACCUUCGAGAACACCUUUCGUAAGAUGUUCGGGUUGUCAUCAAAUGUGGGAGCUCUUCCCCCUAUGCCAGAAGAUGGUGGUCGCUGGUCUUCCCUCCAUAGUUGGGUGAUGCCAACCCCUUCCUUCCUGGAGUUCAUCAUGUUUUCCAGGAUGUUCACCCAUUACCUUGAUGCUCUGAAUAGAAACCAGAGUCAGCCAAAUGGAUGUUUGUUGGGUUCGUCAUAUCUUGAGAAGAAACACUGUUACUGUCGGAUAUUGGAAAUCCUAGUCAAUGUCUGGGCUUACCACAGUGGGCGGAGAAUGGUUUACAUCAACCCUCAAUCUGGUUUCCACGAAGAACAGCAUCCAGUUGAACAACGCAUGAGAUUCAUGUGGGCAAGAUACUUCAACUUCACGUUGUUGAAGAGCAUGGAUGAAGAUCUAGCAGAAGCUACUGACGACGAAGGCAGCAAAGACAAAAUGGGGCUAUGGCCAUUAACAGGAGAAGUCCAUUGGAAAGGGAUUUACGAAAGAGAGAGAGAAGAAAAGUACAGACUGAAGAUGGAGAAGAAGAGAACCACAAAAGUAAAACUAAUUGAGCGGAUAAAAUUUGGAUACAAGCAGAAAUCACUUGGAGGAUGAGAUUUAGAAUUCUGAGCCUUUCAGAAAGUGGUAGAACAGAAGAGAUGAAAAGAAAGACUCUCCUCCUCCUCCUAUGAUAACAUUUGGUACGUAGUAGAGGGAAUUUGAGUUCUUUCUGAAUUAUAAUUACUCACACUCUACAGAGCAAUAUGUUUGUUCCAGGCAACAGAAGUGAGGGAAGGCACAAAAAGGUGAAAUUGCAGCUCGGUUCUUGGAGAGGCGCAUAUUAGCAGAGAAGAACAUCAGGUUUUUUUUUUCUUUUGGUUUUGGGAGAGGUGCUUCACUAUUCUUUAUGAUUCUUUCUUCUUUAUUCAGCAUACCUCGUAUAUCAACAAGGAUAUAGGGAAAUUCUUUUUGGUACUGUACAACUGAAAUAUAGCCAUUAUUAAGGCAAUUUUGGUC
Cucurbita moschata (crookneck pumpkin) is the source of this 3678-nucleotide messenger RNA. RefSeq lists its product as uncharacterized. Gene Ontology annotation, molecular function: glycosyltransferase activity. NCBI's taxonomy places the organism in Eukaryota, Viridiplantae, Streptophyta, Magnoliopsida, Cucurbitales, Cucurbitaceae. The record is from RefSeq and is a predicted model, not a curated record. The transcript is spliced from 14 exons. The coding region runs from base 187 to 3276 and encodes 1029 amino acids.